Neoarius graeffei (lesser salmon catfish) is the source of this 6649-nucleotide messenger RNA. Its product is annotated as transcription factor 4-like. Gene Ontology annotation, cellular component: transcription regulator complex. Gene Ontology annotation, molecular function: protein dimerization activity; DNA-binding transcription factor activity, RNA polymerase II-specific; RNA polymerase II cis-regulatory region sequence-specific DNA binding. NCBI's taxonomy places the organism in Eukaryota, Metazoa, Chordata, Actinopteri, Siluriformes, Ariidae. Gene Ontology annotation, biological process: regulation of transcription by RNA polymerase II. The record is from RefSeq and is a predicted model, not a curated record.
AUGUUUUCAGGUUUGUGUGAUUUUGCCAAAAUGCAACAUCAUCAGCAGAGGAUGGCAGCUUUAGGAACAGACAAAGAGCUCAGCGACUUACUCGACUUCAGCGCGAUGCGAAACAGCGAUUUGAAAACGUUCCCAACAUCAAUGAUGUUUUCUCCUCCGGUUAGCAGUGGGAAAAAUGGACCGACCUCACUGGGAAGUGGGCACUUCUCCGGCUCAACUGUGGAAGACAGACUGAGCUCAGCGUCUUGGGGAAAUGGCAGCCGCAUAACAAAGGUUUACAUUGACGGCUCUCAAUACUCUCACAUGGCUGGUAGGGACUUGGGGUCACAUGAUGGCAUCUCUCCGCCUUACGUGAAUUCUAGACUGGCAGGUAAAACAGAAAGAGCAUCGUACUCAUACAGUCGUGACUCGAACCUACACGGGUGCCAUCAGCAGGGUAUCAUGGGAGGCGAGAUGGGAAUGGUGAGUCCCGGGACAGUUUCCCCCACGAAACCAGGCUCUCAGUAUUAUCAGCACUAUAGCAGCAACCAACGGCGAAGACCACUACACAGCGACUCUCUGGAGGUCCAGACAAAGAAAGUGCGCAAAGUUCCUCCCGGCCUGCCCUCCUCGGUAUACGCACCGCCUGCCAGCACUGCAGAUUAUAACCGAGACUCGCCGGGUUAUCCUAGCUCGAAAGCACCCAGUGGCAGCUUCCCAUCCUUUUUUAUGCCUGAUGGUCACCACAGUACAGACCCAUGGAGCUCCUCCAGUGGUAUGAAUCAGGCAGGUUACAGUGGAAUGCUGGGAAAUUCCUCCCAUGGCCCUCAGAGCAGCAGCUACUGUGGCCUACACCCACAUGAGAGACUUAGUUACCCAUCACACUCCUCGGCUGAGAUCAAUCCCAGUCUUCCUCCGAUGUCCUCUUUCCAUCGCAACAAUGGCACAAAUCACUACAGCGCCGCCUCCUGCACAGCGACCACAAAUGGAACAGACAGCGUUAUGGCUAAUCGAGCGCCAAGUGGAGCAGGAAGCAGCUCACAGACUGGAGAUGCAUUAGGAAAGGCCCUGGCUUCGAUCUACUCUCCUGAUCACACCAACAACAGUUUCUCCUCAAACCCCUCCACCCCAGUGGGGUCUCCACCCUCACUCACAGCUGCAAGUUCAGCCGUUUGGUCCAGAAAUGGUCAGGGAGCCUCAUCCCCAAACUAUGAGCCUCCGAUUCACUCACUGCAGAAUCGUAUAGAGGAUCGUCUGGAGAGACUGGAUGAUGCGAUUCAUGUCCUUCAGAGGCACGCGGUUGGCCACGGUGACCUGCACAGCCUCAUCACGCCAUCACACUCACAUUCGCACACACACUCGCACUCACACACCCACAACGGAGCCAUGGGCACCUUGAGCACCAGCUACGGCACAGGCCUGCUCGCGUCCAACAGACACUCAAUCAUGGUGGGGUCUCAUCGUGAGGAGGGAGUAGGGUUGCGUAGUGCUCACUCCAUUGUGCCCAAUCAAGUGCCCGUUCCUCAGCUGCCGGUUCAGUCUGCCACCUCACCAGAACUCAAUCAACCUGAUCCGUACCGGGCGCUCUCCAGUGGACUGCAGGGCCAGAGCACGUCUUCAGUGAGCUCAGAGAUUAAAUCAGAGGACGAGGGAGAUGAGAACCUGCAGGACACCAAACCUUUGGACCCCAAGAAGGAGGACAUGGACAGCAAGGAGCUGAAAGCUAUAGAGAGCACCAAUGAUGAUGAGGAUCUGACUCCGGAGCAGAAGAUCGAGCGUGAGCGUGAGAGACGGAUGGCGAAUAACGCACGAGAGCGUCUGCGUGUACGAGACAUUAACGAGGCAUUUAAGGAGCUCGGGCGCAUGGUGCAGUUGCACCUGAAGAGUGAUAAACCACAGACCAAACUGCUCAUCCUGCACCAGGCUGUCGCUGUCAUUCUCAGUCUCGAACAGCAGGUCCGAGAGAGGAACCUGAAUCCAAAAGCAGCGUGUCUAAAAAGGAGAGAGGAGGAGAAAGUGUCCUCAGAUGCCCCACCUCUCUCAAUGGGUGGAGCUCACCACAGCAUGGGCGAUGCCUCCAAUCCAAUGGGACAAAUGUAAAAAGCCACACCUCCUCCCUAAAAUGGUCAAAGCUGCCAGACUUUAUGAAAAUGAUGAGUGACCACUUCCUUUGACAACAUCAUUUCCUCUCCUGAAAGUCUGUUAAACAAUCAAAUCUGACCAGAUCAAUCAAUCAAUCAAUCAGAUUUCUGAUGAGUCACCUUAUUUUAUUCAUUCCUCUCCAUGAUCCCUUAUGUUUCUUUCUUUUUUUUAACAUAAUAACCUGCUCUCCUUUUCAAUGAAAACAUUCCCAGUUAUUUUUUAAAGGAACAGUAAAUAUUUAUGAUGAUUUUUUUUUCAUUUCUUUUAUUUAGAAUAUGUGCAAAUGGUUGGGGGAAUCUUCAAACAUAUCAUGAUGUAAAACGUUGAAAAAAAAGGGCCAUUAUGGGUUUUACUGGCAAUCUGGUUUUGGUUUUUUUUUUUUCGUACCAUGGACAAAAAUCCUCUCGCACUUUUGUCUUUCCGAGCGAGUAGAUUUGUAGUAUGGUUUCUCAGAAAAGAGGGAGAGUUAGCCACAAACAACAGUGUACAAUUUCACAAAAUGGUGUAAAAACCUGCAAUAACACUCCUUUAAAGAAAAGAAAAAAGAAAAAAAAGUGUACUUCUAGCACAGUGGUUCAAGGAAGAUACUACUGUGUGUUUUAAAAGGUGUGUGAGUACAGUGGGACAAGAAAAGACUUUUUAACCAGCAAACUCCCAGGUGAGAUGGAGAUUUUAAACAACUUCGAAGGUCAUUCCAGCACAUUAAACAGAUUUUAUCUUACAGAAUGGAGACUAUUGCAGAGAACACGCUUUGCUUUUCAGAAGUGUAGAUAACGCUAUCGUGCAGAUUUCAGUGCUAAUCUCUCUCCUUACAUGUCGGAAAUGGCUACAUCCAGCUAUUUAAAUCAUCAAACCAGACUUUUUUUUUUCUUUUUUGCCCCACCUCUCUCUCUCUCUCUCUCUCUCUCGGUGUCUCCUUUUCCCUCUUGUCAUGCCCCCCAGCAAAUGCAAUUUUAAACACGCUACACUUGUACCAACGUGCCUUUUAGAGUUCAUAUCAUCACACAGUGCGAGAAGGACGUUAUCAGAAACAUUUUUUUAGGAUGCAAGCUUAGGGAGAAUUGUUAGUCAUUAGGUCUAUGCAGUCAGGUGUUUUACAGCCUGGGAUUUAAAAAAAGUCAAAAGGAAAAAAAACGUAUUUUUUGGAUAAACUGUAUUUAAUGUACUGUAUGCCUAUAUGUAAUUAGAAGGCGUGUCCUGGACAGAGUAUCGUAUGUAUAUUGCGAUUCUUAGUCCUGCCCUGAGUCCACCUUAAACCCUGCUCUCCCUUAAAGCUCACGGUUUCCAUUGACACGUCUGUUAUCAAGCGUUGUAUUAUAGCUUAUUACCUGCUUUUUAUGAAUAUUGGCUUGUCUGUGAGCCGCUGUAGUCUUCAGUACAAAUGUGUGGUUGUAUGUGUAAAAAAAAAAAAAAAAGACUCUUCUUUCUCUUUUUUUUUUAAAUCUUUGUCUGUUUUGGUUUCUGUUCAAAAAAAGAAAGAAAGAAAAAGGGGAAAACUCUUGUUCAGCCGUAUGAGAUUCAACAGCGGCUCCUGCUUUUUUCUGGUUUGUUUGUUUGUUUUUCCUUCUCCAAUCAACACGAGGCACUGAAACUGGAAAAAAAAAAUUUAUUAGAAUAUCAAUAUAUAUAAAUGUAGAAAUAUAUUCAAUAUAUAUUAAAAAAGUGUUGUUUUCAAAAGGAGAGAUUGAUGCAGAAUGGUUUUUGGGGUUAUUUUUUUUUUCUCCUGGAGUGUCUGUGAUGCAUCAGAGUUCAUUUUUAAAAAAAAGAGUGAAACGUGACUCCAUAGUGAUCCGAUGUGUCAUGUGACAGUACGGAAAAGCCUCUGCAGGACAAAAAGGAUCAGAGGCCAGCUCGCCCGCUGGCUACAGAAACAGACAUUUGUACAUUUUAUGCAACAAAUGCAAACUCAAACCAUUAUUUUGAAAUCGUGUAUGUAAAAGUUAUAUUUUUACAUGUAGACUGUUGUUAUUUUGUGUUUAGAUAAAAACAUUGUAUCAGUUUCUCUUUUUUUUCUUUCUUUCUUUCUUUCUUUGUUAAAAGGCGAAAAAGUAACAGUAACUCUGUGUGUUGAAAAAAACGUAUCACGUUUGAAAUUGUAGUGAGGUCAAAAAGCUUCGAAAUUGUUUCUUUUAAAGAAAAAAAAACCUUGUUUAUAUUUCUGGGAACGUUUUUCUUUUUAAAGAAAACAGGAGGUUGGAAAACAAAGGUAUAUAAUAUUUGUCUCAAUCUCUAUGAUCAUGACAUUGCCAUGUUUAAUUGUACUUUUUGAAGAGAUGUGUGUAAAUAGUCAAGGUUUGUCAUUUGGGUUACUGCGGACAGUAGAGUAACAUGGUUUUAGAUUCAAACCCAGCAGUUUUUUUGUUUGUUUUUUGUUUUUUCUUCAUGGCCAGGUGUUAAAGUAAAUGACUCUGCUGUCCGUCCAUGUCAGCAAUCAACAGUCCUUUUUGUAAAAUACUGAAGAACAGAAUAAUUGGCUCAAGUCAGUUUAAUAUGGUGCUUCAAAGCAGGCAUUUGCCAUUAGCUCUUAAAAUUGCUUUUUGUUCUGUGUAAGUUAUGUCUCUGGUACAGACGGUUUGUUUUUUAUAUCUUUAGAUUAUAUCACGGUUAAAUUGUGCUUUCAAAGACUGACAAGUUCACUGCAGUGUUUCAUCACAGAAUACACUGAAACAGCACUAAGAAUUGUGGGAAAUGAGAACUAAAUUAGUCAAAUAAGUUUUGUUUUGUUUUUUUCUUUCUGCAAAGGCAAUCCUUUUAUACCAGUAAUGUUGGUGAAAUAAGUGGAAAAAAAUUGUGCCACAGAUUCUUCAGUUAUUUUCUGAUUGUUUUCUCGCUCUCUUUGUUCAUGCUGUAUAUAUAGAUUUUUUUUUCUGUUUUACAGCUUGUUAUAAGAAACAAGCUCAAAUACAGUGUUCUCCACUGACCAUUUAUCCUUGCCCCCAUCCCAACACACACAUGCGCACAUACACACGCAAACUUCACUAAAAUUUGAAGCUGGUUUGAUGGAAUAAUGAACUAAAAUUUUGCCACCAGAAUGCAUUUGUUUUCAAAUCUGAUAGCUAAUAAAAAUAAAGAAAGGGAGAAGGGCAGGAGCUUUGGAUUCAGUUUUGUUUUUUGUUUGUUUUUUUUUAAGCAGGAAAACACUUUGUCACUGCCAAAUGCACUCUGGAAAACAUGCCAGUAUUUGUAGGUUCAUUACACGGUAAUGAAAAUGUCUUAAUCCAGAAUGAGAUUAGUCUCUGUCACUCCAGCUGUAAGAUUUCUGACAGUGGAAGUACUCUAUACUUUUUGUCCCUCCAUCCUAUUUUAAUUCUAUAUCACCACUGAAAAUACAAACCUAUUCCAUUUGUCUUCAGGUUUUGUUUGUUUGUUUGUUUGUUUGUUUGUUUGUUUGUUUGUUUGUUUGGGGGGGUCAUGAACGGUGACGCUUGUCAUGUGCACAUUUGUGGAAGAGGUCUUCCAUGAUGGUUUUCUUUUCAGUUAGAAGUAAAGCUCAUUUCUUAAUUCAUGCAACGACCUUUAAAAAAAAAGUGAAAAAAAAUUACGAACAAGCACAAAAUGACUGGAAAAUGAACACAUCUACAGGCAAAAACGAGCCUGUUAAUUACAGUAUUACUUUCCCAUCCUAUGUGGUUUUAGACAUGCUCGUUUCAGAGUAUUACAGUCGUGUGUCAUUGUACAAAAAAAAUGGAUAUGUGGCCUUUUUUUCCAUUCUUGUAACUUGUGAUGCAAUUACAUGAAGAAAAUACAAUAAGCAGAGAUUUCCCGUAUACCAGUGCCUGGCUUUUUGUUAUAAAACUUCUUUUUCUCUAGAGCUCUUUUGCUAUAAAUUAGACUAGCACACCCUAUUCUUCGAGGAGAAAUGAGAACUAAAUUACACAUAUUAUAUUUGGCUCAUUUUUUUGCAGGGGUAAUCAUUUUAUAUCAGAAAUAUUGACAAAGUAAGGAAGGAAUCAGAACCAGCCGAAAUGGCCAACUCCGAAGUAUUCCAUUUUUUUUUUAAUAACGUGAAAAGAAAAAAAAACAUUCUUUAUUGUACUAUUUAAUGUUGUUCUGGUUUGUUUUUACUCAGACGAAGCUAUAUGGUGUGAAAAUGAGGGGACAAGCGGAUCCAACAAAAAACCUGAGCAGUGGUUCAAAAAAAAACAUUAAAACUAAACAACAGUUACACCUUUUUUCCAAACGUGUGGCUGUGUGCCUCAAGCCUUUUAUUAUAAUUUUUUAUGUAAUUUUUUUUUUGUUGUGUUCUUGUUUAUAUUCUUUUAAUUUCUUACUUUUUUGUUUUUGUUGGUUACUUUUUUCAAUUUGAAUUAUGUUUAUUAUAUUAUAAUUAUAAUUAUUAUUGUCAUUGUUAUUGUUGUUCCUUGCUUUAAGACUAGUAUCAGUGUGUAAACAGAUUGUGUGCUGGAAUUUUCUCUUCGAGCCAGCUCAUCCUCGGCCAUUUUCACUGUCGGUUUUCAUCUUGUAGUUAAUCAAUGAAGUCAUGUACAUGACCAUUCUGUAGCAAUAAAUGUGCCAUUUUUAUAACCGA